AACGCACCGACCUUUGGGAAACCCCGGUGGAAGGCAAAAGCUGAAGAGAGAGAAAGUUGUAGAGAGAGAAAGAGAGCGAAUCGCUUAGCUUGAUCGCCAAUUACACCAAGAACAAGAGCUUUUGAUCUGUGUGUGAACUCGUCUUUGAGUCGGAGUAGUCCCUGAGAGGAAGGGUUUGUGGAAUUCGCUCAAUCGGGAGUGAUCGGCCGGUGAAUUUUGUUGAUUGAAAGUCAACGAUUUUCCGAUGCCAGAGGAGGAUUUGGUGGACAUAAAAUUCCGGCUGUACGAUGGGUCCGACAUCGGACCGUUCCGAUACUCGUCGGCUUCCACCGUCGACAUGCUUAAGCAGAGGAUAGUCGCCGAUUGGCCUAAAGGCAAAACAAUCAUACCGAAAGGUGCAAAUGAAGUGAAACUGAUUAGUUCUGGUAAAAUUUUGGAAAACAACAAGACUGUUGGUCAGUGUAAAUUGCCCUUUGGUGAUACUGCUGGGGGAGGAGUUAUCAUAAUGCAUGUUGUUGUACAGCCGUCUCCGGCAAAAACUAAACCGGAAAAGAAGAUCGACGAUACGCCGAGGAAAGUUGUUUGUUCGUGUUCCAUAUUGUGAAAGAAAAAUGUUGUAGGCUCAGAGUCUCCGUGUCAAGCUUUGGCGAUGGAAAUGGAAUAAGUUUGUGCGGCAUCCAUGUGUACAAGUGCAAGCUGGUGAUGAUACGUCUAUGGAAAGUCACUUGUUCUUAAUGACUCUUACAGAUUAUUUUGUCUACCGGUGCUAUAUUAAUUUUCACCAUAUUUGUUUGCUUUCUCUCCUUUCCUCUUGUUUCUUUCUUGGCGUUUGGUCUUUUUUCUGUUCCUAUAGAUGUCACAUGAAUGUUCUGUCAAGCAAGCUGUAUAGAGCUCUUUAUUGUAAAGAUCCACAUUCAAAAUCAAGGAGAAAUGAUGGAUUCAAUUUGGUUUGUUGUAUUAUAUAUGUACUAGUGCGAAAUAAAUUCAAUAGUAUGGCACUGAAGGAUUAAAUUUUUCUUAA
Molecule: messenger RNA, 1021 nt
Organism: Morus notabilis
Lineage: Eukaryota; Viridiplantae; Streptophyta; Magnoliopsida; Rosales; Moraceae
Product: membrane-anchored ubiquitin-fold protein 3
Exons: 4
Coding region: 245-604 (119 amino acids)
Molecular function (GO): protein binding
Source: RefSeq, a predicted model, not a curated record